Engraulis encrasicolus (European anchovy) is the source of this 878-nucleotide messenger RNA. RefSeq lists its product as uncharacterized. The coding region runs from base 117 to 878 and encodes 253 amino acids. NCBI's taxonomy places the organism in Eukaryota, Metazoa, Chordata, Actinopteri, Clupeiformes, Engraulidae. The transcript is spliced from 3 exons. The record is from RefSeq and is a predicted model, not a curated record.
GCAAAUUUGCCAUUUCAACAACAUACAAGAAUGCUAUUGGAAAGCAGAAGGAAUUGGCAAACAAUUGUGGAUCUGGUCUUUGGUCAUUGAAGAGGCAAAACGAAGAAUUCCUGGCAAUGGAAGCUGGGUGUCAGCCUGUCAGUGAAGAGCAGGACGAAACCUCCAUAGAUGCCUGGACGGAGUCUGAGAUGAUACCCGGUGAUGUGUUCCGAAGUAUGGAAGACCUUCGAAUAUCAGGAGAAUUAGCUGAAAGCUGUGCCACAGACCAGGCCACAUCAGGGGAAGGGAUCACAUCUGAGCUGGCUGAAAACGUCACGGAGCAGGCAACAUCAGAUAAAGAGUUGAGGACCUCAUCAGAGUUGACUGAAGGAAGUGCCGUGGACCAGGGUUCUGGACAUGAUGUGAGGAUCACAUCUCAGUCGUUGGUGGAGAAGUGCUCGACUACACCACACACUUAUUCCAUCAUCUUUGAUAAUUUAGAUUUUUUCAUGCACACACACCACCAGUCCACCCUACACAGUAACAAGUCAAUUCAUUGGAUACACCACAUCGCUGUCCAGGACCGUGUCCCCAUUUAUCACCUGGCUAAUGACAAACCAAUUGGAAAUCUUCUGGACUAUGACCUGAAUUUGUCACUCCCUAGCCAGAAUGAACAAAUGCAGAUGCGAAGAGAGUUCAUUGUUUUCACCAGCCGAAUCCUGUCUAGCUAUCUGUCUGUAUUCAAGCCAUUCUCCAAUGUGGUUGUGCGACACAUACCGCAUCAGUAUUCAGCAGAAAUGGCGCAGCAUUCCACUGAUUACCCAUUAGGACUGCUUUUCAAAGAUGAAAACAAAUCUGCCGAUUUGGCAGAAGUACUUCAUCACUUUCAGAACACGUAA